AAUUGAUAAACAUAUAUUACAAUGUUUAUGUAUGUAAACAUAUGAUAUGAUCCAAGGUCAUUCUUUGUUCAAAUUCAAAUAUAUAAAAUCAUAAGAAAUAGAAAAUAAAUCUCUUAAUGUAUGGCCGAUAACGUAAUCCUCUUCUUGAUCGCUUGAUGCAGUCUACGUCAUUUCAAAUCGGUGCAGUGGAUUAAAUAAAUGUGCAUUGAAUUCUUGCAGUUUUUUUAUUAAUGAAUAAUCUUCAGAUACGAUACGAAAAAUGGCUGCAUAUAUUAUAACACUUCUACCAGGAGAAAUAAUUGAAUAUAUUUUAGAAGAUCCGAAUAUUACGUUUCUAGAUAUUGUCAGAUUCUCGAUAACAUGCAAACAUUUCUAUCAAAUUGUCAAAGAUAACAAUAAAUUGUGGAGAGUUAAAUAUUUUCAAAGAUGGCCCCUUUUGAAGGAACAUUAUAAAGAAAAUAGUGUCGAUUUAAAAGUAUUUAACUGGUUAAAUGAAAUACAAAUUAGUAUUACAAUAAGACGUAGUUUAAUGCAACAUUUGUCUCUAAUGUCCACCAAACAUUACAAAAGAGAAGAAUUGUCUCAUUCUGAAUUAAGAUAUUUUGAUCCUCUUUUCCGUCCAGAACAAGGCGCCCAUCAAUUAAGUUAUCAUUUUCUUGUUGAUGAACUCAUCAGUCUUAUCAAUCGUCCUAUUGUAGAUAGUAAUUUAACACAUAGAUAUUAUGCCUUCAUAGUACUUCGAUAUUUAAGGCAAAAUUAUUUAACGGAAGAAUGGCAAAGAUUUAUUCAUUUUCCACCAGAUGAACAAAUUUUAGAAAAAGGUGCAACUAUAGUAGCACAAUGGAGCCAACCAGAACGACAUAUUUCUUAUUCCUAUAUUUCGUCGUUACUCGAUGAUAUAGCUAAUCAAGCGAAAAAUUUGUUAUAUGAAAAAUAUCCUAAGCAUUCUAUAUUUUCAUUAUCUGCAGAACAAUUAUUAAUUUGGAAAAAUAGAAAUAUCAAUGAUAAUCAAUGGAGUACUUCAGAAACAAGGCAGAUUAUGGAAGCUCUGUGCGAAGUACUUUUCCAAAAUUUAGGUUUCUAUGGUAGUAGCGAAAUGUAUUAUUCUUCAGAAAAUUCAUUUAUCGACAGGGUUUUGGAAGGUAAACAUGGAAUUCCAAUGAUUUUAGCAAUCAUAUUUGAAAGUAUUGCAAGACGUCUUGGAGUACGAUGCGAGCCUGUUAGUUUUCCAUCACAUUUCUUAUUACGAUGGAAAGAAAAAUAUAAUGUUACAGAACCAGAAAGUAUAGAAAGCUUUUAUAUUGAUGUCCUUAAUGGUGGUCAAUUUUUAACUAAAGAGAAUUGCCCUAAAAUUGGUGGGAUUUCUAAAUGUCCGAUAGCAAAGUAUAAUUUACAUAAUCCUGCAACUGCUGUAGAGGUUGUAAAAAGAAUGGCAUAUAAUCUAGAUAUAGCAGCAAGACAACACAUCCAUUUAAAUGGUAGAGCAUCACGCAUACGUUCUGCUUUAGAAUUGAAUUACAUGAUGCAACCUUACGACAAAACUACUAUUUUAAACUUGGGUCGUUUUUAUAUGAUUCAUCAUAUGGAUAUAUCAGAAUUAAUGUUGCAAAAUAUGCAAAAGGAUUUAGAAACGAGAGAACAAGCAAAUUUAAUUCAACCAAUGUUACAAAUGAUUCGGAAUCCUUGUAAACCAGAAGAAGAGACAGAACCGAAAUGGAGGAUUCCAAAUGUAAAAUAUGCCGUUGGUUUAAUAAUGACCCAUAAAACGGAUGGUAAUUUAUGCGUAAUAACAGGAUGGAAUAAGCCUUAUGAUCCUGAUGAUUCGCGUAAUCAAUUGCAAGAAUGUACAAAUUUGGAACAACCAUAUUAUAAUGCUUUAGUUGAUGAUGGAUCAUCUAGUUACAUACCUCAAGAUUUGUUAUCAUUUCCUUCAAAGCCAAGAUUGAUAAAUCAUUAUAAGAUUGGACGUUACUUUAGUUAUUUUAAAGGAACGCAUUAUGUACCAAACGAAGAGACCUCAACAAAAUAUCCAGAAGACGAAGAAGCACUUAACAAUAUAUUACAAUAUUAUCUCAAUUAAUUUGUUAAAGUAAAUUAAAAUAUGCUGUGACUAUAUGUGGUAUUAUCAA
Vespa mandarinia (Asian giant hornet) is the source of this 2129-nucleotide messenger RNA. Its product is annotated as F-box only protein 21. Gene Ontology annotation, molecular function: protein binding; DNA binding. The record is from RefSeq and is a predicted model, not a curated record. Lineage: Eukaryota; Metazoa; Arthropoda; Insecta; Hymenoptera; Vespidae.